UAUAAAUUCAUAAGCCCUAAAAUCGCAAAUUCGUUGAGCAAGAGUUGGGAAAAAAAAAGGCCAAAAAGUAGAAGCAGCGGGAUAGCUGCUAGGGUUUCUCUCUUCUGCAAUCUUCCUCCCCUAUCUUUGACAACAUGUCUCGUGUGUAUGUGGGUAAUUUGGACCCUCGAGUUACUGAGCGUGAUCUUGAAGAUGAAUUUCGCAGAUUUGGAGUCAUAAGAAGUGUAUGGGUUGCACGGAGGCCACCAGGCUAUGCAUUUAUUGACUUUGAUGAUAAAAGGGAUGCGGAGGACGCAAUUCAUGAAUUAGAUGGUAAAAAUGGUUGGAGAGUUGAGCUUUCUCACAACUCUAGAGGUGGUGGUGGUGGUGGUGGCCGUGGAGGAGGUCGUGGCCGUUCUGGCGGUUCUGACUUGAAGUGUUAUGAGUGUGGUGAACCCGGUCAUUUUGCUCGUGAAUGUCGUUUGCGUGUUGGUGGUGGUGGUGGUGGUGGUGGCGGCGGCGGCGGUGGAAGACGACGUAGUCGUAGCCCUAGGUAUCGUAGGAGCCCAAGCUAUGGUCGAAGGAGCUACAGCCCUCGUGGACGAUCCCCCAAACGCCGCAGCCUUUCACCUCGUGGCCGCAGCUAUAGCAAGUCUCCACCGUACCGUGGUCGUGAGGAGCUUCCCUAUGCCAAUGGAAACGGUACAAGGGAUCAUCGCCGAAGCAGGAGCUGAGGAUUGCAACCUCCUCACAAGUAGCUAUGCUGGAUGCUAAAAUUAAGUGUGUUUAUUAUGUUUGGACUUCAUUACAUCUAUGUUUUAAAUGGGCAACUCCCUCAGCCUCUUGAUUUGGAUAAGUUUCUUAUACUUAUACUAUGUUUAUUACUUUUCUUAAGGCAUGCAAGAUAGUUUUAGGCAUUUUGCUGGAAGAACUUUCAAUAGGUAUUUUUUAUAAGUUUAUUGAGACAGAUUGUCCUAAGACUGGUGCUAAAUAUUUAUGCUUUUCUUUUUGUGUUGA
This is a messenger RNA of Manihot esculenta (cassava), 996 nucleotides long. RefSeq names its product serine/arginine-rich splicing factor RSZ22A. The record is from RefSeq and is a predicted model, not a curated record. Lineage: Eukaryota; Viridiplantae; Streptophyta; Magnoliopsida; Malpighiales; Euphorbiaceae. Gene Ontology annotation, molecular function: zinc ion binding; RNA binding. Gene Ontology annotation, biological process: mRNA splicing, via spliceosome. Bases 135 to 713 code for a protein of 192 amino acids. The transcript is spliced from 6 exons. Gene Ontology annotation, cellular component: nuclear speck.